Molecule: messenger RNA, 2838 nt
Organism: Carcharodon carcharias (great white shark)
Lineage: Eukaryota; Metazoa; Chordata; Chondrichthyes; Lamniformes; Lamnidae
Product: glutamyl aminopeptidase
Exons: 20
Coding region: 4-2838 (944 amino acids)
Biological process (GO): peptide catabolic process; proteolysis
Cellular component (GO): cytoplasm
Molecular function (GO): metalloaminopeptidase activity; zinc ion binding; peptide binding
Source: RefSeq, a predicted model, not a curated record
AGCAUGGACUGCGAGGAGAGGCCGCGGAGGAAAAGAUGCAUGAGUGGUAAAAACGCGGCUAUCAUCCUGGCCGCGGUGGUGGUCGCCGUGGGUCUGGCAGUGGGGCUGGGAGUAGGUCUCAGCAGCAGAACUGAAGUCUGCGAGGCGGGGGGCGGCGCCACCACUGCCAGCCCGGGCUCCCCGGCGCCCUCCACGCCGGCUCCGGGCCCCUGCCCUCCCAACGGGAUCUCGCAGGGGCCGUGGAAUAACUUUCGCCUCCCCGACUACAUCAACCCGAUUCACUACGACCUGGAGCUGAAGCCUGACAUGGACGGCGAGCUCUACACGGGUAAGAACAUUAUCCACAUCCUCACCAGCAAACCCACCAAAUACCUGUGGCUGCACAUCAAGGCGACCAGAGUGACCGCGCAGCCCGUCCUUCAGCACGCGGUGACCCCGUCUGACCUCCGCCCGCUGCAGCUGCGCCGCUGCUUCGAGUACAAGUUUCAGGAAUACCUGGUGUUGGAAGCGGUCGAAGAACUGGCCGCCAACCAAAGUUACCGUCUCACCUUGGAGUUUGAGGGCAGCCUCCUUGGCUCGCUGAUCGGCUUUUACAAAACCACUUAUGUGGAAAAUGGAGUCGUGAAGAGUAUUGCAGCAACUGACCAUGAACCAACAGAUGCACGGAAAUCUUUCCCUUGUUUCGAUGAACCUAAUAAGAAGGCGACAUAUACCAUCUCUUUGAUAUAUAACGAGCCAUAUCAAGUGCUUUCAAACAUGCCAGUUGAGAAAGUGGUCCCUCUAGAUGGUGGCCUGAAGAAAGCAACAUUUCAAAAAUCUGUCCCAAUGAGUACAUAUUUGGUCUGUUUUGCUGUUCAUCAGUUUACAUUUGAAGAAAGGUAUUCAUCACGUGGAAUCCCUCUGAGAAUUUAUGUGCAGCCUGAGCAGAAGCAUACAGCAAAGUAUGCAGCAGAUACUAUGAAAAACGUAUUUGACUACUUUGAGAAAUAUUUUAACAUACAUUAUUCGCUUCCUAAAUUAGAUAUGAUUGCCAUCCCAGACUUUGGUACUGGUGCAAUGGAAAACUGGGGACUGGUAACGUUCAGGGAGACAAACUUGCUGUUUGAUCAAAAUGAAUCCUCUUCAUAUAAUCAACAACGGGUUGCUUCAGUUAUUGCCCAUGAACUUGUUCACCAGUGGUUUGGAAAUCUUGUGACCAUGGAUUGGUGGGACGACUUGUGGCUCAAUGAAGGGUUUGCCAGUUUCUUUGAGUACAUUGGAGUAAAUGCCACUGAAUUUGAUUGGUUAAUGUUGGAUCAGAUUCUUAUAGAUGAUGUCUUGUCUGUAAUGGCUGAUGAUGCUUUGUUAUCAUCCCAUCCAAUCAUUGUUAAUGUAUCAACACCAUCAGAAAUUACCUCCGUAUUUGAUGGCAUAUCAUAUAGUAAGGGUGCAUCAAUUCUACGUAUGUUGCGUGACUGGAUAACUCCAGAAGAAUUUCAGCAGGGCUGCCAGAAAUAUCUCAUGGAUCAUAGAUUUGCAAAUGCGAAGACUGAUGACUUCUGGCAAGCCCUCACUGAGGUCAGUGGUAAGCCUGUAAAGGAAGUGAUGGAUACAUGGACACAGCAGAUGGGCUUUCCUGUACUGAAUGUUGAAUCAAUGAAAAUUCUCACACAGAAACGCUUUUUGUUGGACUCAGACGUGAAUGCAACUCAACCUCCUUCACCUCUAAACUACCGAUGGAAUAUCCCCAUAAAGUGGCACACACUGAAUGGAAAGAAUGAAACAAUUUUCAACUCAAGUUCAACCAGUAUUACUUUAAACUAUCGCAUAGCUGAUGGAUUACUGAAAAUAAACACGGACCAUGUUGGGUUCUAUCGUGUGCAAUAUGAAGCAACAACCUGGGAUCAAAUCAUCGCUGAGCUGAUAGAGAAUCAUACACUGUUUUCAGUUGCUGAUCGUACGGGAUUAAUUGAUGACGCUUUUUCACUUGGAAGAGCGACUCUCUUAAACUACUCUGUAGCUUUAAACAUAACAAGAUAUCUGAAGAAUGAAACAGAAUAUUUGCCUUGGUCGAAAGCAAUUUCAUCCAGUUCAUACAUUCGGAACAUGCUAGAGGAUGAUAAGAUUCUUUACUUAAAGUUCCAGACAUAUUGGAAGAAGCAAAUUAAACCCAUUACAGACAAACUUGGAUGGAAAGAUGAAGGCCCCCAUUUGGACAGGUUAUUGAGGGAAGAUGCUCUGGGGCUUGCAUGCCGGAUGGGAGAUGCUGAAGCAUUAGUAAAAGCCUCUAAUUUAUUUGAAGAAUGGAUGAAAGGAAAAACUGUAAGCCCAAAUCUGCGUCAGAUUGUGUAUCGUUAUGGGAUGCAAAGUUCAGGGAAGACACCUGCAUGGGAAUUCAUGCUUAAGAAGUACCAGGAAACACCUCUUGCUCAGGAGAAGGACAAGCUUCUGUAUGGAUUGGCUUCAGUGGAGAAUGUUUGGCUUUUGGACAGAUUCUUAAAAUAUAUUAAAAACGAAAGUCUCAUUAAGAGUCAGGAUGUGUUCACUGUUCUCCGGUACAUUUCAUACAACAAGUAUGGAAAAACUAUGGCUUGGGAUUGGAUGCGACUCAACUGGGAAUAUUUAGUGGAACGAUACACUAUUAACGAUAGAAAUCUAGGACGACUAGUUUCAAGAAUAACAAGAUCGUUUAACACCGAGCUCAGCUUGUGGCAGAUGAAAGAUUUCUUUGCAAAAUAUCCAAAGGCUGGAGCAGGAGAGACUCCUCGCAAGCAAGCCCUUGAAACUGUGCAGACAAAUAUAGAAUGGUUAAAAAGAAACAAGGCUGAAAUAGAACAAUGGCUGCAGAGCAAUGCCUAA